Molecule: messenger RNA, 735 nt
Organism: Manihot esculenta (cassava)
Lineage: Eukaryota; Viridiplantae; Streptophyta; Magnoliopsida; Malpighiales; Euphorbiaceae
Product: receptor-like protein 9DC3
Exons: 1
Coding region: 1-735 (244 amino acids)
Molecular function (GO): protein binding
Source: RefSeq, a predicted model, not a curated record
AUGAUUAGCAUCAGUUACAAUCAACUACAAGGACAAGUUCCAAAAUCAUUAGCCAAUUGUUCAUCGUUACAGUUGGUUGAUUUUGGUAACAACCAAAUAACUGAUACUUUUCCUUCUUGGUUGGGAAAUCUUGCAGAAUUGAGAAUUCUGAUUUUGAGAUCUAACAAUUUUUAUGGUGUCAUAGAUCAAAAACCCAAAACCAAAGGCUUCCCAAGUCUUCGAAUCAUCCACUUAUCCGGCAAUGGUUUCAUCGGAAAGCAGCCAUCGGUGUACUUAGACAUGUGGGAAACCAUGAAAACCAUCCAAGCAAACCACAUGACAUACAUGGGGGAAAAUAUAAGGCCCAAUUUCACAAACGUUGAUACUUACUAUGGGGAAUAUGAUUACACAAUGACUAUGUUCAACAAAGGAGUGAAACUGGAAUACGACAAGAUUCAAGAUAUUUUCCUUGCCGUUGAUUUCUCCAACAACAGAUUUGAAGGACAAAUCCCAGAAAUCAUUGGAAACCUUAAAGGGCUUAAUCUCCUCAACCUUUCAAACAACCUUCUCAAGGGUCACAUACCACCAUCUUUAGCAAGUUUGAGCUCAUUAGAGGGAUUAGAUCUUUCAAAGAACAAGCUUUCAGGAAAGAUACCUCCAGAGCUCGCUCAGCUCACUUUCCUUGCUUUCUUUAAUGUCUCCUACAACGAGCUUGAAGGGCCAAUACCACAAGGGAAACAAUUUGAUACAUUUUAG